This is a messenger RNA of Anarrhichthys ocellatus (wolf-eel), 4046 nucleotides long. RefSeq names its product S100 calcium binding protein U (gene s100u). The transcript is spliced from 3 exons. The record is from RefSeq and is a predicted model, not a curated record. Gene Ontology annotation, cellular component: perinuclear region of cytoplasm. The coding region runs from base 232 to 918 and encodes 228 amino acids. NCBI's taxonomy places the organism in Eukaryota, Metazoa, Chordata, Actinopteri, Perciformes, Anarhichadidae. Gene Ontology annotation, molecular function: calcium ion binding; calcium-dependent protein binding.
CCACUUCUCCAUCUCACUCUUCCAGGUACACGCCCUUUGACUUGUCAGGGGGAAAAGUUUUAGGGAAAAAAAAAAAAAAACUAAAUCACGGAAGAGAUUCUGCUGUCCUACUAGUUUGGCAAGUUCUCUGGGCUCAAAGAGACGUAGAAAGGCGGAGAAGAGAGCAGAAACUCUUAAUUCGCGCACAUUUAUACACUUCAGUUGUCCCGCAGACGGUAUACGAGAGCAGUCAUGGAGUCUGCUAUUCAGACCAUGGUGAAGGUCUUCAUAAAGUCGACCAAGGGGAAGGAGAGUCUAGGACAGGGUCAAUUCCAGAGCCUCGUCAAGAACCAGCUCUCCAACAUCCUUACGGACACAGACAGCAAGGAGGCGAUCAAAAACAUGGGCCAGGGACUGGAUGCCAACCACGACGGCAAGGUCGGUUUCGAGGAGUACCUGCAGCUGGUCGGCUACCUGGCAGUGUCGCGCAGCGAGCAGCGCAACCUCGCCAAAAAGGAACCGGCCCAAAACGCUGCGUCCGAACCGGUGGAAAUUGCCACCGGUCCGGAAAAAGAGGAGGCAAAGCCAGAGGCAAAGGAGGAAGCAAAGCCACAGGCACGCGCAGAGGAAAAGGAGGAAGAUAAGCCAGAGGCAAAGGAGGAAGCUAAGCCAGAAGCCAAUAAUGCUGCAAAAGUAGAAGCAGCUGCUGAAGUAAAGGUAGAAGAAAAUGUAGGAGAAACGGUAGAAAUAAAGUCAGAGGGGGAGACGCAGCCUGAGGCAGCAAUGUCAGAGGAGGAGAAAGCAAAGGGGCUGAUCUCGAUGGGUGAGGUAGAUUUGCCAGUGUGUACGAGAGGAGAGCCGGGGAUAAUGGCUCCAGAGAUGGAGAUUCCUAGAUUGGAGGAAGAAGUGGAGAAGAAGAUAGAGGAGGCAACCUCAUAGGGGACAAUCCAUUCAUUCACAAAAAAAUUUAAAAAAAUUACACUACUCGCUUGCAUUCAACCCUACACAAAACGCAGCAUUAAUCCCAAAAUAAGUUGGGAAGCCACGAAAUAAUUUUUUUCAAAUUCACACAACCUUGAAAUACAAAAUAUUGAUAAAAGUUGAAACACUACAAACCCAGCUCCAUUCCUCAUAAACGAUAAAUAACACAUGACAGUAGAGUCACUGCUUUGCACCACUACUUACCACUAUGUUCAUAUGUACAGCAUAUGCAUCCCACUAUAUAGCACAUUUACCUCAUUAUGAUACUAUCCUAUGAUAACGUGCAGACAUACACUAUCAUACGCAUGCCAUAUCCCUGUGAAAAAUGUGCCACAAAAUAUGAUUUACCUGCAGCAGCCACGCUGACACGUGUGACCAAAGUGUCACUGCAGCCAAUAUCUUAAGCUUAAAUAUCGUCCUUUAUCUACUUUUAUCUGGCUCCCAUAUUACACUCCUCUACGCUACUUACUACAUUGGGCCUCAGUAGGACAUCAUGCUAAGCAUUAAUGGCUUAAAGGAAUAGUUUGACAUUUGGGAAAUAUGAUAAUUAGCUUUCUUGCCAGGAGUCUGAUGAGACGAUCGACGUACACUAUAAUUCCCUAAUAAUAAUAAUUCCCCAGAGUGUUGAACUGUUCUUAUGUUUGCAGGAAAAUCACAAACACAAUAACACUAUUUUUUAUUUUUAUUUUUACGUUCUCGUCUUUUAACUCGCGUUGCUAUGGAGCUGAUUUGGCAUGACAAUAAACAAAUUGUUUUACUAAAGAUUUGCAUUACUUCAACCCGAUGUGUAUGCCCCACCUUUCUAGUCCUCUUUAUAGGCUCUCUGGCCCUUUCUUUCAUUUCUGUAAAUCCCAGAGACGUUCACUUCAUGUAGAUCCUACAGUAUAUUCCCUUGAGUCGUAGUCAGCCAUAGAUUAGGAACUGGAAGAUAAAGUGUGGCCGUUAAGGCUAAAUAAUUAAGGUUCAAGAAUGGAAUCCACACCAAAGAACCCCUAUAGUCAAAUGGGAGCCUAAAAUAGUCCCAUGGGAGUGGACUGGUGACCAGAGAAGGUGUUCAUGCAACCUAAUCCACCUGGAUUAGAGCUGGUAGAAAAGAACAAGACAACAAACACCACAUGACAACAAACAUCAAGAAGUAAAAAAAAAGAAAAGAAGAAUGAAGCCAAUAACAGGUGUCACCUGCAGUUUUUAUCUGAAGUGCUAUACGAUACAAUUAGUGCAUCUUAAUUUGUUGUGUGUCUUUCAAACCAGAUGGCAUUUCAAUGGUUAUUGAAACCUGGCUUUUUUAAAGAAAAAUGCUAAUUGUUGCUUGUUGUUUCCAGCUUGUUUAAACACCAGUUGUUAAGGCUUGCGUGUUUGUUUGUCGGUUACACCCUCAUACCGUUUAAAGACCCUGUUUGACCGGCAACUGGAUCCUUGAGUCACAGGCAUUGGGAAACCACUGGAUUAGGCAUUUGAGGGGUAACACACCCUGGGACACAAACAAUUACAUGAAAGUAAUCCCGGGCUCCAGUGAACCUGCCCAUCAGACCAGGUGCUUUGAAAAAAAAAAAAAAAGAAUACUGAGCCAUCUACAUGAAUCUAUGUGGUGUGAUCUUUUACAACAGGUCACUACGUAAGAUGUUGCAUGCGAUCACAAAGGUAUUUGCAUUGUAUUGCAAUUAUUGUGGCCAAAUAUUUAAGUUCAACAUGGCCUCCUUAUAUGUAACUUUUUAACCUAACUCUUUCCUGUUUGGACCACUACGGAGAUCACUUGAAGAUGUACUGCUUUGUCACAUUAUAUGCAAUUUGUUAAUUACAAUUUAAUGAUUUGUAAGUUGUCUCCUCAUCAAUAAUGCAGCCAUGAGAAAAAAAGGCUUGCGUUGCAGGCCCUCUAUGUUAUAUGUACCUGGCCAGCCGUGUCGUGCUUAAGGCGCACACAUUUUGGGCACACUAGCAAAUCUGCACCUUAUGCACUGUAACAGCACCUGGCACCACAAACUGCUCUGCAGCAAAAUGGGCAAAACAAAUAAACCUGCGAGUCAUGCGGUCACCCUGCCUCACAGCGACACUCCCAUUGUAAAUACUCUCAUUUACACUCACUCUGCUCAGCCUUUAUACUCGUAGUACGCUGUGUUUCCUGCAUGCUCUAUUGCCAACAAACCUACUGGACAUGUUAGGCUAUUUAGUCUAUAUUAUGAUUUCAACCUAUAUUCUUUUUUUUAUAUCAAAACAUUUUCUAAUCAUGGUACUUCCUGUGAAUAAUGGAGACAUAUCACACACUUGCGUCAUCUACAGCCAGCUUUCUGUUCAAUGUGUACUUUGGCCUCAGGCCCUUGGCCAGACGUGUUGAGAUUACUCUCAACCGAUCAUCAUAUGCAAAAUGAUGUAAGAUUAAAAAAUCUGGACAAAGCAAGAUUCACUAUACUGGCAUUUAAAAAAAAAAAAAAAAAGAGACUUGUCUUGCACUAGCAACUGAUUUAGCAUGAACAGACCUGGCUUAAACAUCAUCUGGAACUUAAUCUACAGCAGCUAACGCAUUAUUUUUUUAAUCUAUUUGGAACCGCAGAUGGACGGAGUGAACUAUGAGAGCAGAGUUCUCUUACUAACAAAGACAUUGAACUGUCCCAUAGUGUGAACCCCGCCCAGCCUUAACUCCAAGUAGAUUAAAAACAUGCUGGAACUAAACAGCGGAUUUGUGGCAGGGAGUGUUUGCAGCCAGAUUUUCAUUGACGCACAAUAAAUCCCAUUCAUUCUGUGACAGAGAAAGAUAAAAACCUGUGUUAAGAGCCCUCCCAGCGGAUAAAAGAAAUGUACAUACAAGUAUGUGGAUGUGCUUUGGGUCAAAAUGUCUGAGAUAAUGGGACCAUUCCCAGGGUAUUGUGCAGGCUCUCAUCAUUGUGCGCUGAUGUACUCUGCUUAUUUCCUGCCAAGUACUUGAGGGUGUGUUCGGUGUUUAGCAGUUGGACUCAUUUCAGUCCGCUGUUAUGUCCAGUAAACUCCACUAAGCUGGUGUGUAAAGCUUCAUAUGCAAUGCUGUAUCAUUUUUGCUAAUUCUAUGUAACAUGUUUAAUGGCUAAUAUUGAAUAAAACUGUGACAAUAACAA